This is a messenger RNA of Miniopterus natalensis, 1917 nucleotides long. NCBI's taxonomy places the organism in Eukaryota, Metazoa, Chordata, Mammalia, Chiroptera, Miniopteridae. The record is from RefSeq and is a predicted model, not a curated record.
UCUGCUCAGCCCAUCACAAAGACAAGUUUUCAAGUGAUGGACACUUCCCUGGGGAUGGACACUUCCCUGGGAUUGCAACUUGCAGGCCAAACAUUUUAUCGACCACAAACUGCAGAAUUCCCCAAGUCCUGCAGUAGCACACAUAUCCAGAUACUUGAGAGCAACCCACCCCCUGAGCUUGGGGAUACUUCAGUGGCAGCUCCAGUCCAGAGUCCUGGUAAUCUCCUGCCACUGCCACCAGCUCCAAGCCAGGAACAGAAGGAGAAUCAGAAUGGGCAGGGUAUUAACACCGAGCUUUCAAAGCCCUUGGAUGCCGACAAGGCCCCAGCAGAAAAGCAAGAUCUUCCACUGCUCCCUUUAGAAACCCCUGACAUUCACCAGGCCCUGGCCUGCACUGAUCCCCUUGGCCAAGAGGAGCAGCCUGAUUGUGAGAAAGCUGGUCUGGGACAUCCUAGCCUGAGUCUUAAGGACCAAGGGACACUUGAAAAGGAGACUGAUUCAAAUGAGAGUUUUGCAGACAUUGCUACCCUGGUGGAGGUUAUUCGCCUCCCACAGGUUUUAAAUUCCCUGGAGGACCUUGAUCAACCCAAAGGUCCCAAGGUGAUCAAAACCAAAGAUACCAGAGCCAUCAAAUUGAAUGAGGUGCAGAAAAAGCCAAGUGUCAUCAGGGCUCCCUCAGAUAAAGCCGGAAAGAGCAAACAUAGAGCCUCUGAGUCUGUCAGUGAUGCUCCCAGGGCUAAGACCAAGCUCGAGAGCCCAGACUGUGUGUUUGUGAGAGAAGUGGCUGCUUGCGAUCCUGUAGCUGCUGACAGGGCUUCUUUGAACAGGGCCAAGCAUUCUGACAGCAAGCCUCAGAAAACUGCACCCAACAGGCCCAGCAAAACCAAGGGCCAUGGGCAGGAAAAUACCAAGACAACCAAGGGAAACAUCUCCAAGAGGGGUGAAGAGAGGAAGCAGCCAGGGAACAAAGUUAAGGCUGAAGGGAAGACAACCAUCCCCAAGAGGAAGCAAAGGCAACCUGAGCUGACUCAGGAGAACUUCAAGAAGCCCCGGAGCUCCCUAGGUAGGCACAUGCUCGAGUCUGUGCAGGUUUUCCAUGCACUGGGGAAGAAGAGCGACAAGAAAACUGAGCUCUCUUCCUCUCGGGCUCUGGGGAACUCAAGCAACCCCAAAGGCCCCCAACUACGCCCAGCCCUCAAAAGGUGGCUGGAUAGCCAAGGCGAGGGCAAAGGUCCAGAGAAAACGCAGGUCAAACGCCAGAAACCAGAUGGCAGUGCUGAAAAAGAGUCAUCUCCAUCUCAGUACAAGCUGCCAUCUCCUGGGAAGGUCAAGUUGGUGCCAUUGCUUUUUCCAACUGUGGACAAGCCUCACGCUCGACCUGUUCCUCGCAGGCCACAGUCUCUGGCACCAUGUCGUCCUGCUGUGGCCAACCCUGCCAGGCCUGGUGCAGUCCUUUCAUCCCGGCCAACCCCUGCAUCUUUGACAGGUCCUGCCCGACCAGCUCGUCCAGAUUUGACCAACGGGGCCCCACCAGGUUUGGCCAACCCUGCCCGGCCUCGUGUCCCUCAGCCUGCUGCCGCUGGGCCUGCGCCCUCCAAAACAUCAUCUGGCCCUUCUUUCCAUCGGGAGCCCGUUCGCACUGCUGUCACCCAGCUCCGGGCCCCGCUCAAGCCUCAGAACCGGUAUCUGCUCCAGGAUUUCGCCCUCCAACCAAUUCCGUGGAGGAGAGCAGAGGUUCUUGGGCCGGUAGUGUCAACGCCCAUCACAAAUGAGCAGAGGCCAGAGCGGGAGGCCAUGAGGAGGAAGGCUCAGCUAGAGCGGGAGAGGGCCGCCAAGGGCUGUGCGGGGCAAGCGCAGCAUUUCAGCGCCCGAGAGAAGGAAAUGGAAAUUUCCCUGAACUAUGGCUAUGCGAUGUAG